Molecule: messenger RNA, 1206 nt
Organism: Dromiciops gliroides (monito del monte)
Lineage: Eukaryota; Metazoa; Chordata; Mammalia; Microbiotheria; Microbiotheriidae
Product: nascent polypeptide-associated complex subunit alpha, muscle-specific form-like
Exons: 6
Coding region: 1-1206 (401 amino acids)
Source: RefSeq, a predicted model, not a curated record
AUGCGGUCAUCCAACCUCUACCUGCAGACCUUCGGUGAUGAGGAGCUCACUCCCUCCCCAGAGGCCUCUCCCGGCCCACGUCAGUGGCAGGUGCGCUUGUCAGUCACCGGGGGAGCUGUCCAUUCGCCCGCGGCUCAGGGAACAGAUGCCAGGCAAGCAUCAAAGGGCUGUGCUAGUGGCCGCCCCAAAAUCGAUCCCCUCCUGGCCAUCGGCAAAGGGGAGAGCGACCCUCCAGUGCUAAUCUCCCCAGGAGGGAGAGCCCCCAAGAACAAAAAUACCCCCAAAAAGCGUACUCGGCAUCGAUCGGAAUCCCUUGGCUUGGGUAACAAAGCGCCCACCAGGCCCUCCAGCCUGGAGGUUCCCCUUCCGUCCUAUCCUGCCACCCUCCCACCCCCCACCUCCGUGAAAUCCCGCCACCCGCCCCCACCCCCACGCCCAACCGUGGCCGGCUUUCCAGCUGCCUUCUCCACCCGGCGGGCCAGCAGCCCGCAAACGCACUGCAGUGCCCCCCGCCAGGAGCCCGAGCGACACCUGCGCUUCCCUCGGGAAUCGGCCCGGUCCCCCCCCCGACCCCCCCCCACUCCACGCCGUGGGCCCCCCACCCCCGGGGACCAGGAGGGCCGGGCUCCUCACCUGCCCCAUCACCGCCGGCGUCGGGCGUCCCACGCGGGUCCUGCGGGUAUCGCGGUGCCCAGCCGCUGUCCCGGCACGGGGAGGAAGGAGCCGGGGGGCGAAGGCAGCCCGGGGAGCGCCCGUGCCGUGAGGCGGCUGCAGAGCCGCGGGUGGGUGGGCGGGCAGGGGAGCCGUGGGGCGGGGCGCGGCGACGGGGCGGGGCACGGCACGGGCACGGGCGCGGGCGCGGGAGAGUCCGAGCUCCUCGCUGCCUCCGCUGCCGCCCGACCGUCGAGCCGACCGUCCAGCCGCGCGUCUGGCAGUCUGUCCAGCUUGGCUCCCUCUGCCCGCGACCGCUGGCUCCUUCGCUCUGCCGCGAGCCACUGGCUCAACAUUCCCAGCAUUCCCGAGGAGCUGGGUGGUGUGGUGUGCUGCGCGUGUGGCCCCAUCCACCCACGCCCACCUCCAGCCAGCCCUGCGCUGGCUUCCCCCCUCCGCCUAACCCAGGAGUUCUGGCGGCCAUUCAUUCAUUCAUUCAUUCACUCCCUGGGGACCGGCAGCUCUUACCACUCCUCCAACAGCGUACCUCAGUAG